Haliotis rubra (blacklip abalone) is the source of this 1146-nucleotide messenger RNA. RefSeq names its product countin-3-like. The record is from RefSeq and is a predicted model, not a curated record. Lineage: Eukaryota; Metazoa; Mollusca; Gastropoda; Lepetellida; Haliotidae. The transcript has 6 exons. The coding region runs from base 67 to 783 and encodes 238 amino acids.
CUGGCGUUGUUAAGCUGUGUGGUAUUGACCGCCUCUGGGCUGCGGGUGUCGACUCAGACCGCCAACAUGCCGCAGAAUCCGACGAAGACCAUGAUGACCAUUCUGAAGAUGCCACAACCCCAAGUUAAUGUUGACCUUGACCUUUGUCCGACAUGCAUCAGCUUCACGGAGGAAACUAUUGACAUAAUGAUGGAUAUCAUCCUUAAUAUUGGUCUUCUGGAUUCAUGUGGCGUUCUGUGCUCUAUUGUUGAGCAAAAGACAGGGAGCCAAGCUAUCGGCGCCGUGUGUAACAUCCUGUGUGACAUUGUCGGCAUUGAAGACUUCGUCAAAUUUAUCACAAAGGCAGACUUAGAUCCUAUUUACUUCUGCGAACUGACGAAAAUGUGUCCGAUCUUCGACCAGGGAGAUGCGACCUUGACAGAGCUCAACAUCCUUCCGCUGAAAGGACCCCCAGGUGAUCGUACUAUAAGCUUCACGUACAAUUCAACGAAUGGCACAGGUACAGGUCAGAUCAACAUCAACAUCACGACUGUGGACCAUUUCCCUGUGUCAAGCAGUAUCCUGAUACAGAAACAACCACCAGGCUUCUACCCCACAGCCGUGAAGCUGUCGGCGGAGAAGUCCCCCGACUGUCAUCCCCAGAAACAGAAGUGUGAAACUUGGAAACACGGCAACUAUACACUCACAGUGUCGGUGUGUAAUGGCGAGUGUUUCAGCGAGCAUCCCCAUAGCAAGGUGUAUGACCAGAAAAGCAUGAACUUCACCAUUACGAAGGAGACAUAGGACAGCCAGCACUGAUACCACCGUGUAUAUUACUCAGUGUAAUUAAACAUCUAUGUGUGUUCGUUUAAGAAAUAUAGGUGAAUACCAAUGUGUUUGAGAUCGGAAUUGAAUAUGAAACCAGAAAAUAAAUAAUUUAGGAGCAGAUAGAAUUUGAUAAUUGUUAAGUGAUAACCCGAAAUGCAUGGGGAUAAUAUGAAAAACGAUGUUUGGUAACUUAUUAUAAAUGACCUAAAAAUAUCCCUUAGAUUGUUUGUCAGGCAGUCAGACGUUAUAGAGAUACGAUGACAAUUUAUAAGAUAGUCACACAUUGUAACUCAAAGAUCCCAAUGUAAUCGACUCAAUUUAAUAAAGUAUUUCUCUCUA